Molecule: messenger RNA, 873 nt
Organism: Pangasianodon hypophthalmus (striped catfish)
Lineage: Eukaryota; Metazoa; Chordata; Actinopteri; Siluriformes; Pangasiidae
Product: chymotrypsin A
Exons: 7
Coding region: 46-837 (263 amino acids)
Biological process (GO): proteolysis
Molecular function (GO): serine-type endopeptidase activity
Source: RefSeq, a predicted model, not a curated record
AGUAUAUAAUGCCCUCAGAGUGAAGCACACAAGGAAGCUGAAACCAUGGCUCUCCUUUGGAUCCUCUCCUGCCUUGCCUUUGUCAGGGCAGCCUCUGGAUGUGGGGUUCCUGCUAUCCCUCCAGUCAUCUCCUGCUAUUCCAGGAUUGUGAAUGGUGAGGCAGCGGUGCCUCAUUCCUGGCCCUGGCAAGUGUCUCUGCAGGACUCAACUGGUUUCCACUUCUGUGGUGGCUCCCUGAUCAACGAAUGGUGGGUUGUUACUGCUGCCCACUGCAAUGUGAGGACCUCCCAUCUUGUGGUACUGGGAGAGCAUGAUCGUUCUUCUAAUGCUGAGUCUUUUCAGGUCAUAAGGAUUGCCAAGAUUAUUAGGCACCCACAGUACAACGCCUACACCAACAACUAUGAUAUCGUUCUGAUCAAGCUCGCCUCUCCCGCCCAGCUCAAUUCUUAUGUGUCUCCUGUGUGUGUGGCUAAGACCAGUGACAAUUUCCCUGGUGGCAUGAAGUGUGUGACCGCUGGAUGGGGCCCGAUCCAAUACAAUGCUCCUUCCACCCCUGCUGUUCUUAAGCAGGUCUGUAUGACUCUUCUGACCAACAAUGAGUGCCAACGUUACUGGGCCAAUAAAAUCACUGAUUUAAUGAUUUGUGCUCGAGCUAGUGGGGCCUCCUCAUGCAUGAGAGACUUUAGUGCCUCGCUGGUGUGUGAAAAGAACAAUGCUUGGACCCUAGUUGGUAUCAGCUCCUGGGGCAGCAGUGUGUGCACCACAUCCACACCUGCAGUCUAUGCCCGUGUCAGUGCACUCCGUUCCUGGAUGGAUGGGAUCAUAGCAGCUAACUAAAGAUCCAACAUUAAUAAAGAUGAUUUGAUAUCCUAA